UCCUUUUAUGUUUGCACACUCAAUUCAUGUCAUUUUUUCAACCAACAACAAUGGAGCCUUUCACUUUCACAGUUUUCGCCAUUUUCCUCUCACUUUUCAUCUUCAUAUUAACCCGAAAACCCAAAUCCAAAACCCCCAAUCUACCUCCCGGACCUCCAGGUUGGCCGGUCGUCGGAAACCUCUUUCAAGUCGCCGGCUCCGGUAAGCAAUUUUUCGAAUACAUUAGAGAUCUCAAACCAAAAUACGGUUCAAUUUUCACAUUAAAAAUGGGUUCUCGAACUAUGAUUAUAAUUACCAGUGCUGAUUUAGCUCACGAAGCUUUAAUUGAAAAGGGGCAAAUCUUCGCUAGCCGCCCUAGAGAAAACCCGACCCGAACUAUCUUCAGCUGCAACAAAUUCACCGUCAAUGCGGCGGUUCACGGCCCUGUGUGGCGGUCAUUGAGAAGGAAUAUGGUGCAGAACAUGCUUAGUCCGAGUAGAUUGAAGGAAUUUCGCGAUUGUAGAGAGAUAGGUAUGGAGAAAUUGAUCGAAAGGAUUCGAAUCGAUGCAAAGGAGAAUAACGACGUCGUUUGGGUGCUGAAGAACGCGCGAUUCGCCGUUUUUUAUAUUCUACUUGCGAUGUGUUUUGGUGUUGGGAUGAAUGAUGAGGAAAUGAUUGAAAGAGUUGAUCAAAUGAUGAAGGAUGUGUUGCUUGUGCUUGAUCCAAGGAUAGAUGAUUUUCUUCCUAUUUUGAGAUUAUUUGUUGGUUAUAAGCAACGUAAAAGAGUUAAAGAUGUUCGUAAGAGGCAAAUUGAGACCCUCGUCCCUCUAAUCGAGAAACGUCGUAGUGUUGUACAAAAUCCUGGAUCCGACAAGACUGCAGCCUCGUUUUCCUACCUAGACACUUUGUUCGAUGUCAAAAUUGAAGGUAGAAAGUCAGGUCCGACGAAUCCAGAGCUCGUAACAUUAUGCUCAGAGUUUUUGAACGGUGGGACCGACACAACGGCUACAGCAUUAGAGUGGGCCAUAGGGAGAUUGAUCGAGAAUCCAAGCAUACAAGAAAAAAUGUACGAAGAGAUCAAAACCGUAGUAGGUGAUAAAAAGGUUGACGAGAAUGAUACAGAGAAGAUGCCUUACUUAAACGCAGUUGUAAAGGAGCUUUUACGUAAACACCCUCCAACGUACUUCACAUUGACCCAUGCAGUAACAGAGCCGGUUAAAUUGGGCGGGUAUGACAUACCCAUGGAUACUAAUGUGGAGUUUUUCGUAUACGGGAUUUCACACGACCCGAACAUUUGGUCCGACCCGGAGAAGUUUGACCCGGAUAGGUUUUUAUCGGGUCGGGAGGACGCGGAUAUAACGGGGGUGAAGGCGGUGAAGAUGAUGCCGUUCGGGGUCGGACGGAGGAUUUGUCCGGGCUUGGGAAUGGCAACGGUACAUGUGAAUUUGAUGUUAGCGCGAAUGGUUCAAGAAUUUGAAUGGUUUGCUUACCCGGGAAAUAGUGAAGUGGAUUUUAGUGAGAAAUUGGAAUUUACUGUGGUAAUGAAAAAUCCAUUAAGAGCUAAAGUUAAGCCAAGAAUAUAAUUAAGUAAUGCUCAUAAUUAAGAUUAUAAGUCCAAAAAUU
Messenger RNA from Solanum stenotomum, 1602 nucleotides. RefSeq names its product cytochrome P450 77A1. Gene Ontology annotation, cellular component: membrane. The transcript is spliced from 2 exons. Gene Ontology annotation, molecular function: heme binding; iron ion binding; oxidoreductase activity, acting on paired donors, with incorporation or reduction of molecular oxygen, NAD(P)H as one donor, and incorporation of one atom of oxygen. The record is from RefSeq and is a predicted model, not a curated record. Lineage: Eukaryota; Viridiplantae; Streptophyta; Magnoliopsida; Solanales; Solanaceae. The coding region runs from base 27 to 1562 and encodes 511 amino acids.